Messenger RNA from Branchiostoma floridae (Florida lancelet), 2803 nucleotides. Its product is annotated as galactosylceramide sulfotransferase-like. The record is from RefSeq and is a predicted model, not a curated record. NCBI's taxonomy places the organism in Eukaryota, Metazoa, Chordata, Leptocardii, Amphioxiformes, Branchiostomatidae. Gene Ontology annotation, molecular function: galactosylceramide sulfotransferase activity. The coding region runs from base 84 to 1547 and encodes 487 amino acids. The transcript is spliced from 8 exons. Gene Ontology annotation, biological process: glycolipid biosynthetic process. Gene Ontology annotation, cellular component: membrane.
AGUUUGUGUAGUACCUCAGGUGUGCACCACAGGUGAAUGAUCAGGCGAACAGAGCACGAUUUACAGGUGUUGGGUACGUAUUUAUGAUAGUGCUGGAGAAGUCUAUGUAUUCGACAUGGAGCACGCGUACGACAUGUAGAAAACACCAAGAUCAUUGUUUAAGACCACAACAAGCAAAGAUGAACACUAGAGCAAUUUUCGCUGUGAUGUUAGCCAUCGUCGUCAAUGGAGCUGCCAUUUAUUACUAUUCCCAGAGAGAGAUGACUCUUCAAAUUGAAAGUCCAAAACUUCGGCCACAGAUAUCACAGAACGGUAACCAGACAUCUGAAGAAUCAUCUUCUGGACAGCACGACCAACCUCACCUCAAAGAUGACAACAGGACGGAAACAGUAAUGUCAUCAAAGAGUUGCCACCCAAGAAGCAAGUUCGUCUUCAUCAAAACGCACAAGACCGGGAGCUGUACUGCCGUGAACAUCUUCCAGAGAUACGCCAUCAGUCACCAUCUGUCUGUGCUGAUGCCAACCGGAGGGAAUCUGCUCUCAUGGCCCUUCCCUCCUGCAGAAGAGGACUAUGUCCACACCCCAGAUGAACAGUAUGACGUCCUGCUGAGCCACAUGGUGUACAAUAAAACAUGGCUACAGACCAAGUUCCCGGCUAACACAGCCUACAUAUCUAUUAUCCGGAAUCCAAGCAGCCAUUUGAGGUCAGCCAUGAAUUACUACCAUCUUCCUAAGCUACUGAAGAUCAAGUCUAAGAACCCUGUCGAGACGUUUCUGCAGGACCCGUGGAAGUACAAGGACCUGUCUGAGGCUUACUUUGACUUCUGUAAUGUAACCUGGGACGGUACCAGGAACUUCCUGUCAUUUGAUUUGGGGUACCCUACAGAGGGAGCAGAAGAUAAGGAACGAGCUCGUAGGUACAUCAGUGAACUAGAAGCGGACUUCACGCUGGUCUUGCUGCUGGAACACCUGGACGAGUCUCUGGUUCUCCUCAGACGUCUGAUGUGCUGGGAGAUGUUGGACGUUCUGUACGACGUCGCACCGAAGAACAGCCGAAACUACUCCUACAAGAAAUACGUCCCCACCGCCGAGGAACUCGCCAACCUCCGCCGGUGGAAGGCCGUGGAUUACUUACUGUAUGACACGUUCAACGCCUCCUUGUGGAGGAAGAUUGCAGCACAGGGUCCAGAUUUUUACGAAGAGCUCCACUACUUUCGAGAAGUGAAGAAGCGUGUCAGCGAGUUUUGCCACAGGAUGAUGGAGAAGCGUGAAUGUAAAAAGAACUGUCAACAUCAACAGCCUCUCGUCAUAAAGGCGUCCAAGUGGAGUCGACAGUUUGAGGCAGACUCCAUGCACUGCAGAGGCACAAUAUACGGGGAAAGUCAACAUUGGAAGAAUAUCAGAGAACGUGCAUCAGUGAAAGACAAGACGGAGUGGAAAGUCAUGAAAGUCGCCUCAAACCUGCGCCGUAUUGUCCAUGGUCUGCCUACUUUGAAAUACAAAUCCCAAGGCAGAGGCAUAAAAGGAAAGAUGAAUAGUUCCUGGUAAAGCCAACUUUAGAGUACACCCUAGUGGAGCUACUAUGUGAACACAUUGUUGUCUACAAAUGAGAGUCUAUUUAACGUAGAUUGUGAUGGUUGCAGGAAACCAACAGGCCUUGUGUAGCUUGUUUGGCAGUUCACAAACGACAAAUAUACAAAAUGGUAAUACAAAUAAGCUUAAGAAGUGGACGUGCCAUUCACAUAAAGGCUUGUUAUCAAGAUUUUGUUUUCAAUUUUGGAGCUAUAACAAAUAAGGAAGAGAUUAAGACAACCGAACUAAGGCAGAAGGACCUUCACGUUUGUUGAGGGGUAUCUAAUUAUAUCGCAUUUAUUGUUUGUUUUCUUUUGUCUCAAUUACUCUAUUGUGUGAUAAAGCUUCAGAAUACAGUCAAAUUCCAACCGUCAUUGCUGCAACAAGACAUUCACGCUAACCACCAACGAGAUGUCGUGACAAGAUUGAUUGACGUCAAUUCUAAAGGUUUAAGGUCAAUGACAUAUAAAUGCCUCACAUACUUUGCCAUGGAUAUGACGUGUGUAAACAGGUACAAUGUUACGAUGGCUUCUAUAUCUAUUUUCUAUUUAUUUAGUUGGGACGUCUGUUAGGGACAAAAUUAAUGGCGUCAUAACGCCUCCUAGCCAGAGGUUCUUGAAUUAUUAUAUUUGUCAUGUUCAAUGUUGUUCUUGAAGGUGGGUUGUCCCUUGAUUAUUGAGGCCAAGUUUAACCUUGCCCCCAUUAUGCCAUACUCUUUUCUUCCGUUCGUUGUAUCUUUUCGUAUAUACACCACAAGCGUUGAUACCUAAGGGAAAAGUAGCAAAAAAGGCAGUGCUUAAGUUCGUAGAGCACAUGAUAUCAUGACCGGUUUACAACGAGAACAGUGUGGAUUCGAGUCAUUGUAUUUCAACGUAAACCGUAUGAAGUACCCAUAUUGUUACACUAUUUCCUACAGUCAGAAAAUCUACAGCGGUUAUCAACAAAUGUAGAGAAAAGGGGAAUACAAAAUCAGUCACGUGUUAGAUCGCAUGCGUGCCGCAACGCCACCAUGCGGCAAGGAGUAGCGCAUUCAGGCUCUGAGGAAUGUACAUGUGUAGGCCCUAGAAACAGAGUAGCAACCAGGACGCUUACAAACAUUACUUUAUAGUAUGUAUACCCUACACAUAAUAACCUAUGGGGUGUCGGAACAACAUAGUGUGGUUUAACCCAUUGAUGCUAUCGCUUAGAAUGGAACAAAACAAAUCAAAAGGGCUGGAUAAAAUGAGUUCCAA